UCGUUUUUUCUGAUAGUGUAGCCGUAGAGAAUCAAGUGUUCAUAAGCCAAGAAGAAAAAAACCGAGAAGAGAGAGAGAAAAAUUGAUAUCAGAUAACCGAUCCAUGGCCUCAGCCGGAGGAGCAGUGCCGUUUUGGCGAGCAGCAGGGAUGACAUACAUAACAUACUCCAACAUAUGCGCCAAUCUCGUCAGAAAUUGCCUCAAGGAACCUCACAAAACCGAAGCUAUCUCUCGCGAAAAGGUUCAUUUCUCUCUUUCCAAAUGGAUCGACGGAAAGCCUGAAAAACCUACUCUUCGCUCAGACACACCAGAACACUGAUUUGGAAUGGCUGGAACCUAUGCAUGUAGAAUUCUUUGAGAUCUGCUGGAAGUUGAUUUUCAUUUUGAACCUUUAUGUGCUUUUAUUUUCCAUUGUUCUUUUUUCUGUGAAUGAUGAGUUUUGCAGAGACAUAUGCAUGGUUAAUAUUGUAAUAAUUUAAGUUUGCACACAUAUGGUUUUAAACUUAUGAAAGAAUUUACUACUUGAUAA
Molecule: messenger RNA, 529 nt
Organism: Vicia villosa (hairy vetch)
Lineage: Eukaryota; Viridiplantae; Streptophyta; Magnoliopsida; Fabales; Fabaceae
Product: ATP synthase subunit epsilon, mitochondrial-like
Exons: 2
Coding region: 104-319 (71 amino acids)
Biological process (GO): proton motive force-driven mitochondrial ATP synthesis
Cellular component (GO): mitochondrial inner membrane
Molecular function (GO): proton-transporting ATP synthase activity, rotational mechanism
Source: RefSeq, a predicted model, not a curated record